UCCACUCUCAGUUCACGUCUCGGCACGCUAGGGAGUGCAUUCGGCUGACACUGAAACUGUGGACUGGUGGGCUGAACAAAUUCACAUUAAAUUAAACAACUUCGACAAUAUACUUUCUGAACGAAGCUAAGACUAUCUUAGAAGAUAACGUCGUAAUUGGUGACGUUUAUAAGACCUAACCUUGUAACAUCUGAUGUUUUACGCGACAUAUUUCUGACGUAUUCCAUCAAGGUCUGUAAUCAACCAGUAAUACUUCAGGUUUGGGUGGUGCUUGCGCUACACACCUAAAAUGAGUUUAUUAACAUUUAUGUUGGCCUGUGCCUUGACUAGCCUUGUGGUUUACGUCUAUGAGACCAGGAAGAAAGACAAAAAAACAAACGCUUAGACAAGGCACAGUGUACAGGGCUCUUGCAUACGUACUGAAGAUCUGGAUUCUAAAUUAGACAUAUGGAAUAGAUAUGAGCUUAUGGGCAUGUUGUUGGUCAAACACACGCAAGAGCUACCGACACAAUUUAUAAUGUACAUCGUCAUCCAUUUUGCUAGUUGGGAAGUCACAUGAUUAUAUUGGAUUGUUUACUUUUAAGCUGUAGCAUCUAGGGUACAACAAUAUGGGUACAACUGGCAUCGGAAGGCAAGCAACCCAGCCACCAAAUGACAAGCUACGUACAAUGCUGUACAAAUAACUGUAAUGUACACAUUAGCAUAUUUAGACACAUUGAUUAUACUCUGCAACAUAACUAACAUAUCGUCACAUCAACACCCAAACCCCCGGUAAUUAACGAUAUAAAAUACAAUAACACUGUCAGUAUCACAUCACUCACGCAUAUCAAAGCUAUAAUAUCAAGUUAGAAGGUCUAACGUGAAGCUGACGAACUACAAAUAGUUCUCUCAGGCAGACACUAGACUACUCCGACAAACAUGGAACCAGCAUCGACACUUAAGACUUACUCCAGGAAAGAUGAGCCAAGUAUCAACACUUAGAUGUUCUCCAGCAAGCAGACUAAAGCACCACUAUUAACAACACCAACACGUACUCCGGUAUUGCGCAAUUCUACAAGAUCAAAACUGCUAUAAUAAUACUUAUACAAGGCGCAGCGCCUCGGCAUCAGUUGGUAUUACCACACAAUGAAAAUAAGAGUGGAUAGCUAGGAACUCAGUACAGUAACAUACUGUGAUACAGUACAUCUAACACGUCAAGAUCAGUAAGUUAAACGUUUUUAACAAACUAAUACGUACAUUUCAUCCUGUAAUGGGGAAACAAGCUUAACUCAGCUCACCAAAAGAGUCAGCACAUUAACAUCUCCUCGAACCCACGAGAUUAGUUUUACCACAAGAAAAUUUCGCUAUUACACGUCCGUCAAUAAACUAGGAGUAUAUAACCACCUGCAGGAUCAGCAACGUCUUCAGUCACGUCACAACGGUGUGGUAACAUGACGUCGCCUCGACGUUGUGUUCUAACUUAAAGUGACGUCAGCGUUUAGCGCGAGGUCUCAUGGAAUGGUUGGACAAUAACAAAGUGGUUCUCAUUGCCGUCACAUGUUCAGUGGUGGGUGCUGGCGGAUGCCUGGCGGCGUUGCGGGCGUGGCUGCAAGGUCCCACCUGCAGGAGCAAGGCCAGGCUGGACGGCAGGACGGUGGUCAUCACGGGCUGCAACACUGGCAUCGGCAAGGAGACCGCCAGGGACCUCUCUCGUCGGGGAGCCCGGGUGGUAAUGUUGUGCCGGGACCUGCAGAAGGCGAAAGUGGCGGCGGAGGAGAUCAACAAGGAGACAGGGAACACCGUGGGCGUCUACCACCUGGACCUCGCCUCCCUAGAGUCAGUCAGGAACACCGCUGCCAUCCUCUCGCAGACAGAGCCCCACAUCCACGCUUUAAUCAAUAAUGCAGGUGUGAUGAUGUGUCCGCGGUGGGAGACGAAGGACGGGUUCGAGAUGCAGCUGGGGACCAACCACUUGGGUCACUUCCUCUUGACGUUGCUGCUCCUCCGUCAGCUCAAGGCCUCAGCCCCCUCCAGGAUCAUUAAUGUCUCCUCUAUCGCUCACACACAGGGCAGGAUGUACUGGGAGGACUUGCAGCUAAAGAAGAACUACGACGCCAAGAAGGCCUACUGUCAGAGCAAGCUUGCUAACAUCCUUUUCACACACGAACUAGCUAAGCAACUCCACGGAACAGGUGUGACCACCUACUCGCUUCAUCCAGGAGUGGUGCAGACGGAGUUAGGCCGCUACAUCAACCAGUCCGUCAAUGGCUUUAUCCAUUGGGCCUUCCACUUUUUUGGCAAGUUUUUCUUCAAGACAGUGGAGCGGGGCGCACAGACCACCAUCUAUUGCACUGUCAGCGAGGACAUCGCUACACACACUGGCAAAUACUACAGUGACUGCAGUGAAAAGCAACCAUACCCCCAUGCAGUGAGUGAUGCAGAUGCCAAGAGACUGUGGGAUACAAGUAUUCAGCUGGUGGGUUUGGAGGAGUAUAGUGUAUAGAGCAACGCUGCAAUAAGCUGCCACUUUUAUCACUACAUAAAAGUAGGUCUAGCCAGCCACAAGCUAAAACAUAGGAGACAUUCAGCAUUUCAUGAUAUAUACCCAUACAAGCUCAGCACCCUUUUUUGAUGGUAUACCUAUUCCAGCAUUCAAUAAAAUAUAUACAACAAAUACAAUAACACUAUAUAAUUUUGCUUGUUAUACAUACAUACACACACACAAAGUAAAAAAAAAUAAUCUACAACAAAAUUGCAUUUCACAACACCAACAGAUGCAUGCUCUCCAUAAUCACACAAAUCACGUUCUCCAUGCAUGCCACUAACACACGUACAUGUUCAAAAACCUUGCUACUAAAUGCUAAUCCUGAUCUGAAAUACUUCCUUGAUAUAUACAGUAGAACCCAUGAACACUACACGAGAAAUAAAUAUAAAAUCUGAUAUCCAUAGACUAAAUCUGUGCAGACACUAUGCAAAUAAAAGAACCCAGUCUAUGGAACUCGCUCCCUAAGGAAUUAAAAAAAAAAAAAAAUGUACAACCUAUGCAGAUUGUAUUAUGAAGUACUUUACUUCAGAAGCAAAGUACUGUACCUAAUUUCAUCCUCAUAGUUUGCUACCUUGUGCUUCAAACUCUCACCAUCUUGUACUACCCACUACCCCCAUUUUUAGUACUCAAAGGUAUUCAGCUUCAGUAUAAUCAAUCAUUAUCAUCAAUUUAUAUUGUACUGUAGUUAUGUUGAACUCAAAUUCUGCUACAAUGUAUCUUUUAAUACUAUUACUUUAUCUGUUAGAUUAAGGACAUGCCCAAAAUGCUGUGUGUGUUAAGUGCAAGAAUGUAAGAACACCAAUGUUAUAUUCUCUCACAACCAAUGUAUCUUCUUGUAUACAGUAUAAAUAAAUAAAUAAAAUGAAUAAAUUAGACUAUUUAACACCAUGUUUUCCCUAGAACACAAAGAGGGACAAUGCAGUUUGAACAAUAAGGAGCAGGGCAGCGCUCCAUUAAGUGCCUGUGAGUUAAACGUGUAUGACCAAUAUAUAACCUUGCCAGAGCCGUUUUCCUGCCGGUUAUAGUGGUAGGAGGAAGGCCACAAGGACACAUUACUCUUUAGAGUAUGCAGUGUGCCUCUGUAACCCUUUCCACCACCACCCACAGGAUGGGUAUGGGGUGCAUAAUCAAGAAAAAUUGAAAUUGCCCUUUAAGAACGUAACGAUGAACUCAGCCAGUCCUUGUCCAGCAUAUUUAAUAACUUACACAGUAGUCUUAACAAAGAGGUGGAAGAGUUGCAAAUGUGGUGCCAAUUUGUAAGAUGGCUAAAUCACUUGCAUUAAAUAUGCUUUAGACCUAUCAAAAGGAUUGUGUAGCAGAGAUUUCAUGAGGAGCUGGUGGUUAUGAGCGAAGUACAAGAGGCUGGUGAUGCACAAACCAAUAUCCUCCCCAAAGGUGACAGUGUAGGAAUACACACAGUACACAACACAUUAUAGCCUAACAAGGGCAUAAGGCAAAUGGAACAGACAAUAAGGGCAAGAUGGCCCUCAAAUUUAUCACACUAUGAAUUUGAGAGACUCCAUAUGAUGCAGUCAAAUAUACGUUUCAUGGUUAAUUUUUGUUAGGGGGGGGGGGGGUUUCCCCACCAUAGCCACCUUUUCUAAAGUUUCUGGAACAAAUAAGUUACCAAUGCAUAAAGAUUAAAUGGUUAUAACUAUCCUUGCAACAGAAACCCAAAUUACUAGGAUGCUAAAAUAGCUUCAUAACAAUGAGGUUUAUUUCUAUUUCAAGAAGAUUGUUAGUUCAAAAACAAAAAAAUUUGUCUGUGGAAAUUUAAUGUUUAAAUUUAGUACGUAUACAAACAUUAUAUAAAAGGUUAAAUAAAACUUUAAUUUGAUAAACCAUGUAUUUGUGUUGAAAUACCAGGUCCCCAGCAAUACCCCUUAGGGAUACAAGGUAACAAUCUCACGCGCCAGACAGGGCAGCACACGGGCACGAAAUUUAAGUUAUAGCACUGGUGUGAUAUGACCAUUGAACUGUUGACAUUCAACA
Procambarus clarkii (red swamp crayfish) is the source of this 4516-nucleotide messenger RNA. Its product is annotated as retinol dehydrogenase 11. Lineage: Eukaryota; Metazoa; Arthropoda; Malacostraca; Decapoda; Cambaridae. The record is from RefSeq and is a predicted model, not a curated record.